Messenger RNA from Closterium sp. NIES-65, 1893 nucleotides. The record is from the annotation of a GenBank genome assembly. NCBI's taxonomy places the organism in Eukaryota, Viridiplantae, Streptophyta, Zygnematophyceae, Desmidiales, Closteriaceae.
AUGUCACUGCGUCCGUCCACUGCUCCUCUGCGUGCCCCUUUGCCUUCUCCUCCUGCUUCCUCUCUUCCUGCUCUUGCCGACCCGGAGUCGGACUCUCUUCGUGCUGCCAGUCCUACUGUCACACGUCUCCUUGCUACUGCUGUCACUGACCCUUCCUUCGAGUCGUCUGCUGCGUCUGCCCUUGUCACUGAGCUUGUCGACUUUGCUGCGCGCUGUCGUCUAGACUACGCUGCUCGUCUUGUCGCUGAGUCUGAGUCCGCCUGUCCUCCGUCCGUCGGGGGUGAGUGUGCCCUUGGCACGGACGUCCUAGAGGACAGGCAGGAGGAGUUCCAGUGUCUAGCCGCUGCUUCACCUCGUCUCGCGUCUGUACUGCUAGCCCCUGAGGGAGACCCGGAUGCACUAGACAUCCCGACUCCGCGUUCUUACGCGGAGGCCGUAGAGGGUCCCUACUCCUCUCAGUGGCAGGCAGCCAUGGAUGCAGAGAUGGCUUCCUGGAAGUCCACAGGCACCUACGUUGACGCGGUUCCCCCUCCUGGGGCGAACAUCGUCAGUGGCAUGUGGAUCUUCAGGGUGAAGCGGCCGCCGGGCUCGCCGCCUGUCUUCAAGGCGCGUUACGUGGCUCGUGGCUUCAGUCAGCGGCAGGGAGUUGACUACUUUCAGACCUUCUCUCCCACCCCGAAGAUGACCACUCUUCGGGUGCUGCUGCACAUUGCCGCUCAGCGCGACUACGAGCUUCACUCUCUCGACUUCAGCACUGCGUUCCUGCAGGGUAGCCUGCACGAGGAGAUCUGGCUGCGCCGUCCGCCUGGCUUCACUGGGACUUUCCCUCCUGGCACCCAGUGGAGCCUCCGACGGCCAGUCUACGGUCUCCGCCAGGCACCGCGUGAGUGGCACGACACACUGAGGACUACGCUUGCGGCUCUUGGGUUUGCUCCUUCUACUGCUGACCCGUCGCUGUUUCUUCGCACCGACACUUCCCUGCCGCCGUUCUACAUCCUCGUGUACGUCGACGACUUGGUCUUUGCCACAGCGGACACUGCUGGACUCGCCUACGUGAAGUCCGAGCUGCUGAAGAGACACACGUGCACAGACCUGGGUGAACUGCGCAGCUACCUUGGCUUGCAGAUCACUCGGGACAGAGCACGCCGCACCAUUACCCUGACUCAGUCACACAUGGUGCAGCAGGUCCUUCAGCGCUUCGGCUUCACGUACUCCUCGCCUCAGGCCACUCCUCUGCCUACUCGCCACUCACUCUCAGCUCUGCCUUCGGAUGAGUCCGUAGAGUCGAGUGGUCCGUAUGCAGAGCUUGUUGGCUGCCUCAUGUACCUGAUGACCUGCACUCGACCUGACCUUGCAUACCCUCUGAGCAUCCUUGCACGCUAUGUUGCUCCUGGGAGACACCGACCAGAGCACAUGGCUGCAGCGAAGAGGGUAUUGCGCUACCUGUGCAGUACGUCGGGCAUGGGGCUAGUGCUUGGAGGGCGGAGUCCAGUGGUCCUUACUGGGCACGCAGACGCUUCUUGGGCUGACGACCAGGCUACGCAGCGGUCGUCACAGGGUUACACCUUCAGCCUUGGUUCCGGCUCUGUCUCGUGGCGGUCUACUCGCUCGUCUUCGGUUCUCGGCUCCAGUUGUGAGGCUGAGAUCUACGCCGGGGCCAUGGCUGCACAGGAGCUUCGCUGGCUCACCUACCUGCUGACUGACCUUGGAGAGCUGCCUCGUUCUCCUCCAGUGCUGUACGUAGACAACAAGGCCAUGUUGGCCUUGUGUCGAGAGCAGCGCUUGGAGCACAGAACGAAGCACAUUGCUCUCCGCUACUUCCUUGCUCGUGAGCUGCAGCAGCGUGGUCAGUUGCGACUUGCUUACAUUAUUAUAGCUGAUGCAUGUUUGUAG